Messenger RNA from Malus domestica (apple), 819 nucleotides. Its product is annotated as agamous-like MADS-box protein AGL62. Gene Ontology annotation, molecular function: DNA-binding transcription factor activity, RNA polymerase II-specific; RNA polymerase II cis-regulatory region sequence-specific DNA binding; protein dimerization activity. Lineage: Eukaryota; Viridiplantae; Streptophyta; Magnoliopsida; Rosales; Rosaceae. Gene Ontology annotation, biological process: regulation of transcription by RNA polymerase II. The record is from RefSeq and is a predicted model, not a curated record.
CUUCCGUUAUGUCCUCUUCUACAACCGCAAACCUACCAUCGUAAACUCUAUAAACUCGCUCCAUUUUUGCUAGAGAUAUGCCAGGCAUUAUUAAUACCGCUCUUCCAAAUCAAAAACCUGUUCAAAGAAAACUUGUUAUCAAGAAAAUAGAGAAACCAAAUUCCCUGCUGGUCUCGUUUUCGAAGCGGAGGGGCGGUCUUUUCAGGAAGGCUUGUCAACUCAGCGGUCUGUGUGGCGCUGAGGUGGCCGUCAUUGUCUUCUCUCCGUGUGGCAGGUUGUACGUCUUUGGCCAUCCAUCGGUGGAUUCUGUUCUCUCUCGCCUUGAACGCGUAAGCACUGCCUUGCAUGGCCACCAAUACAUCUCUAUGCAUGCUAGUUCUGAGGCUGAAGAUCAUGAUACAGACAGCAGUAGUAUAAUCGAGUCCAAUUCAAAAGAAUCUUGUAUGGUGUCCAAAACGAGCAUAGAUCUUGAAAAUCUUGGCUUAGAUCUUGAAAAAGACACAGAGGAGACGGAGGAGGACGAGGCGAGCAAAUUUUGGUGGGAUCAGCCAAUCGAGAAUGUGAAGAAGUUGGAUGAACUGAAGCAGUUCAAGAGUUCAUUAGAAAAAUUGAAGGCUAAAGUAAUUACGCAAUUGGAUGAGAUGGAAAUGCGUAAAUUGGUUGUGAGGCAUUAUUUGAUGUGAGACCAUGCGUUGUGAUGCAUUACUUAUGUUAUUUUGUUACAAUUGUUAUCGAGUUCUACAUUUUUUUUUUCAAGAAGGAAAAUGAGAGCUUUCAUUGACUAGGGUUACCUUUUGUACAAGUCUCGUUAUUAAACGU